Messenger RNA from Gongylonema pulchrum, 708 nucleotides. The record is from the annotation of a GenBank genome assembly. NCBI's taxonomy places the organism in Eukaryota, Metazoa, Nematoda, Chromadorea, Rhabditida, Gongylonematidae.
AUGAUGAGUAGUUUGCCAACAUUUCUGAAUGAUGUUCGAGGAAUGCAGCUUACAUCAAUGGGUAUGGUAGCCGCGUUGCCAUUUCUAUUAUACUGCAUUUGCGUUGCCGGCAGUGGUGUUAUUGCUGAUAAAGUAAGGGGCGCUGGAUGGUUAUCGACUAUCAAUACCAGACGGCUGGCAAUGGCCGUUGCUUUCCUCGGUGAGGCUGUUUUUCUAAUAGGCACCGGUUAUCUGCAGUGUGAUCAAAUCGUACUUACGGUUGUAUUCCUCACGCUAGGUAUUGGUCUAUCUGGAGCAGCGUACGCUGGCUAUGCAGUAAGCUACCUAGAUAUUGCGCCAACUUUUGCUGGACAGCUGAUGGGUAUUGGCAAUACCCUGUCGUGCAUCGCUGGUAUCUUGGGACCAAUAAUUGUUGGAGUUCUUACACCGCAGGCAACAGAGGAAGAAUGGCGAAGGGUAUUUUUCAUAACCGGUGGAAUACUCGUUGUUGGGCUGAUCCUAUACUGCGUUUUUGCGACUUCUGAUGUACAGCCUUGGGCUAAAACGGAGAAAAUUGACGAAAGCAGUAAGAAGACGAACCAAAAGGCUGAUGAUGGUGGUACAGUUAAAGAAGACAAUGCUACAGCAACCACGGAAAAUAAGAAAAACGGUGAUGUUGCUACUGGUUUUGCUGAUAGUGAACCUUCCAGUGUAACCCCGGAUAGCUGA